AUGCAUCUCGUUACUGCUCUCUUCGUCCUUACGACCAUUGCCACAACGACAUCCGCCCUCAAAGCCCGAUACUACAGUGAUGGUCUCUGUUGGAAACCCAACGUCGAAGUUGAUGUACCAGCCAAUGGAUACUGCUACAACUACAACUACGAGAACAGUCACAGCGUCAGCAUAGCUUCUUGCGAUCGCCUCCCAGGAUGCGGUUGCAUCUUCUUCGAAUUUGAAAACUGUACGGGAGUUAGGAGGAACGUAGAUAUCAAUGACAAAAACUGUGUCUGGAACUGGAACGUUGAAGGAUUCGCUUCCAUGAGGUGCUUCGAAUACGUACCAUAA
This is a messenger RNA of Bipolaris victoriae FI3, 333 nucleotides long. RefSeq lists its product as hypothetical. The transcript has a single exon. Bases 1 to 333 code for a protein of 110 amino acids. The record is from RefSeq and is a predicted model, not a curated record. Lineage: Eukaryota; Fungi; Ascomycota; Dothideomycetes; Pleosporales; Pleosporaceae.